GUCGGCUAACGAGCUUUUCAGCUGCGCAUUGCCAUUUAUUUGUGUGCGGAUGCGAGGCGUUAUCUUGAUUGGUGCGUUCUUUUCCGUUGACAGUUGACCGAGUUGACGUUGACACGUUAAUGAGCGUGAUUGACAAUGACACCGAAAAUGAAAAGCGACGGGGAUGUUUCGAACGACGCGACUGCCUUGAACUGUGAAAAUUCGAGCGAUAGUGAAGACCUAGACCCCCUACGAUGUUGGGAUUGCAACGUCAACUUCACAAGUAAACACUAUCUGUACGACCACCUCUUCCACCACAUCAAGCAACCCCAAGUGAGCUUAACGCGCGUCCAACUGCCGCCCCUCAAGAUCACCCUCAAGAACAAAGCAGGCAACAGUUUCGAAAUCAUCAACUCGCCAACCGGCGACCGAUCUCCCAUUCAACUGUCGGAAUCAGCAGACAAUCUGGCGGAAAACGAGGAGGGCGGACAGGAGGAGAGCCACGAAGAAGAGGUGGAGCAACCUGAAGAGCCAGAUGAAGAUGCCAAUGUGAACUUCUCGCCGAACUUUGCCGAAGUGAACGUCCCGGAGAGCUCUCCAGCGGAUAGCGACUCUUCCAUUUCGGGUGCCAAAAUCGAUGAAGUGGGAGGGGAUGGGUCGGAGUGCGGCAGCAUCCCGGGGGCGGAGCCCACGCCGCCGCCGGAGCCCUCGCCGGACUACCCCAAGAUCCGGAUCAAGACGACCGGACUGCUGAAGGAGCCGCUGACGAUCACGGAGAUCACGGACGAUAAUCCGGACGGGGACGCGGACAUGGGGGGCGAGGGGAAGAAGGAGGCGUGGAACACGUCGAUGGAGGAUCCGCUGAAGCUGCCAGGGAACGACGACAUUCUGGCCAUUUUUAACAACAAUGAGCGGGCCAAGGAUUUUGGGUUCACCACGAGCGAUAGCGAGUUUAUUCCGUUGGAUCGACUAGGCGACAGGAACAGCAACGCUUUGCAACUUUACAACCACUCCCAAAACCAAAUGAACCAAAACGCCCUCAGCAGCCUCGCGGGGCUGCCCAUGGAAGCCCUCGCCCAGCAAGUGUCCCGUUUGCAACCAUCCGGUAACGGCAUGCACCAACAGAACGUCCUUAUCAACAUCCAGCAGUUUCCGCAAGCGCCGCAUCCGCCGCCCCCGUACCACCCCCCGAACAUGUACCACCACCCUCCCCAGCCCAUGUACCACCAGUCGUACCCCUCGUACCCGCCUCCUAACCCCAUGUACUACCCGCCCGCUACUGGGUAUCCCCAACACAUGCCGCCCCCUCCGCCUCAGCCGCAAAUGCCUCAGCUCGGACAACCCCCGAUGGGUCAGCCGCCCAUGGGUCAGCCCCAAAUGGGCCAGCCUCCGUCGUCGCAGGCGCAGCCUCAGAAUCAGCCUUAUCGUCCUCUGGCGCCGCGCCAGCAACCCCCACCGAGGCAAAUGCAGCCUCAGCGCAUGCCCGUCGCGCCCAGGCAGCCCAUGAACAACCAGCGGCAGCCCAUGCCCAGACAAAGGGCGCCCAUGGUUCGACCCAGAGGUGGAGGCAUGACGGCCGUGCGCAGCGUGAGGCCGCGAAUGCCGGUGAACCAAAACGGGCAACUUAGGCAACCUUUGGUGAAAAGGACGCCCGAGCAGAUUCAAGCGCUGCAAGCAAAGAAGAAGAGGCUGGACGUGCUGACGCCCGACAAAGACGACGAGGAUUGUCAGGUGAUCUGCAUGCAGCCGAAGAAUACCGACGGAGGCUUGCCGCAGAUCUCCAGUGUACAGGGUGGUACCGCUGAACCGUCAGAAAGCAGUGUCAUGCAUCUGUCAGACUCUAUUACUUUGUCUGUACGGAAUCCACAGCCCCGGCCCCAGAGCCCCAAAAAGUCCGACGCUAAGGCGGUCGCCAACAUUUUAGCGACGAGGGGGAUCACGGUGACGGCGACGCCGAAGCCGAAGGAUAAAUGCGACGGCCAGAAGAAUCCCGCCAUUCCUCCGCAGCUCAACCUGAACGCGGCUGUCAGUAUUAUCCCGUCGGCCAAAAACUCCAAUAAGGCUGCCAACUCCGGCCAAGAACCUCAUCUUCCCACCGUCGAUUUAACCGACGACACUUCCCCAGUCUCCCAGCCCAUGAAAACGGCAAACUCCCAGCAGAAGCCCCCCCAGAGGCAAGGUCUGCCCUUCAAGUGCGACCUCUGUCCAGCGCAGUACCCCAACGCGAUGGGUCUGAGCAAGCACCGGCAAAACUACCACAAAACGAACAGCGGCAUGUGUGAAAUCGGCGUGCCUUUGAUCAAUCUCAAGCAACCAGGGAUCUUCCAGAAACUCAGUUCCAUGGGCAUUUUUAACUAUAUUCCUUUACCGACGUCGGGACCAGACGGCAUGUUCGCUCUGCCCAUUAUAAAUGGGCGGAAUCCGGGCAAUGUGGCGGCGCUGGGCGCCACCACGAUGCUGACGUUAGGGCCUGUGCGGAACAUACCGAGGCCUCAAAACGCGGUCAAUGGUACCCAAGGUGCCAAUAAACCACAAAUGAGUAAUAAUAAUAAUAAUAAUACUAUUAAUCAGAGUAAAUAGUGUGUUCUGUGAACACGUGUACAUACGAAGAGUCUAUAUUGUAACAAUAUGGUUUUUAGUUCUUGUUGUAUAUUACAAUUUCGCUUUUUUUCUACAGUUGCGUGUUAGUUUAGAGACAAAAUAUUUUUGCGUUUUGUGAUUUUUUCGAAUCUGUCUCGUUUAUUUCUAAGUGGAAAAUGUUUGGAAGAACCCAGUGUCUGCUUUUAAGAUUCUCUAUUUUGUAAUGAUUUCUAUAGACUGAUUAGUUGAUUUAGUGGCUUGUGCAAUUGAUAUGUAUUAGCUCUUUUGUUAAAUUUUCGGCGUCUUCUGAGGUUUGGUUGUGUUGAAACUUGAAAUGUUUAUUUCGUUUAGUUAGUUGUGCUUAUUUAGCAAAAGAGCUACCUAUAUGUAUUUUUUGUAUAAAUUAAUUACAUUUUGUGAUAAAGUAAAUACCAUU
Molecule: messenger RNA, 2995 nt
Organism: Zophobas morio
Lineage: Eukaryota; Metazoa; Arthropoda; Insecta; Coleoptera; Tenebrionidae
Product: protein piccolo-like
Exons: 6
Coding region: 136-2559 (807 amino acids)
Source: RefSeq, a predicted model, not a curated record